Messenger RNA from Dovyalis caffra, 594 nucleotides. The record is from the annotation of a GenBank genome assembly. Lineage: Eukaryota; Viridiplantae; Streptophyta; Magnoliopsida; Malpighiales; Salicaceae.
AUGGAUAGUCCACCGACCAUUGUCAUUGCACCUGAACCUCCGCCUUUCCCAGCUCCACCAAGAAGUGUAGAUUUGUCCCCUCUUGAAUUCAUUCUUGCUCUCAUAGCUGUUAUCGCCAUUCCUGCUUUGAUCUACACCUUUUUCUUCUCCGUCAAGUGCCCUCCUCCUCCUUUCAGGAGGCGUUACCGGAGCAGCAACACUUCUAAUUUCUCCGACACACUUUCUGUAGCUGAAAGCAACGAAUUAAACACGACUGGUGAUCAGAAGGAGCAUGUCAAGUAUCAGAAAGAGACACAUGGGAAGGAUAUUGGAAGUGAAUGUCCGGUUUGUUUGUCAGUGUUUUCUGAUGGGGAAGAAGUGAAGCAACUAAGUGUGUGCAAGCACUCCUUUCAUGCUGCUUGUAUUCAGAUGUGGCUCAAUUCUAAUUCCAACUGUCCUGUUUGUCGAGCUUCUGUUGCUCCUGCUCCUGCUCCUGUCAAGCAUCCUAAUAGCAGCAAUAAUAAUAAUCGGCCCACCAGUGUUUCUUCUACAUCCAGAAGAAAUAAUGUUGACGAUCUCCAGCAAGGAUUGCCGGAUGCGGCUAGUUUGGUUUGA